This is a messenger RNA of Acanthosepion pharaonis, 1947 nucleotides long. Lineage: Eukaryota; Metazoa; Mollusca; Cephalopoda; Sepiida; Sepiidae. The record is from the annotation of a GenBank genome assembly.
AUGAUCUUAUUAUUCUAUAUAACACCAUGCGAGCGAUUAUCUAUCUAUCUAUCUAUCUAUCUAUCUAUCUAUCUAUCUAUCUAUCUAUCUAUCUAUCUCAAUCUCUUCCACUCUCGCUCUCUUUCUCUCUAUCUCUCCUUUCUUUCAUUUUUUUCUUGUUUCCAUUUUAAUAUAUCAUUCUUUAUUUUCUCUCUAUGCUUUAUUUCUUUUUUAAAUAUUCCCACCCUUUCUAUCUUUCUUUUCUUUUAUCUUUUUUCUUAUUCGUUAUUAAUUCCUAUUCUUUUUUCUUUCUAUCAUUCUUCUACACCAUUCUUUAUCUUUUGCGUUCACUUACAUUUCUUUCUCUUUUACUUUCUUUUUCCUUUCUUUCUUUGUUUAUUCUUUAUUUAUUUCUCUUUUUCUUUCUUUCUAUGUUUCUUUAUUUCUUUAUUUAUUCUUUAUUUAUUUCUCGUUUUCUUUCUUUCUUUUUUCUUUCUUUUUCCUUUCUUUCUUUCUUUCUUUCUUUAUUUUUCUUUCUUUUUUCUUUUACUUUCUAUAUUUUUUUCCAUCUUUUUGCUUUCUUUCUCUUUUUCUUUUUCUUUCUUUCUAUCUUUCUUUCUUUUUUCUUUCUUUCUAUUUCUUACUCUUUCUUUCUUUCUCUUUCUCACUAUCUCUAUAUUUCUUUACCCUUUCUCGCUACCUCUCUCUUUUUCAUUAUCUCUCUUUACAUUUCUUAUUUUCUUUCUCUUUCUUGCUGUCUCUCUUUAUUUUUCUUACCCUUCUUUCUUUCUUUCUUUCUUUCUUUCUUUCUUUCUUUCUUUCUUUCUUUCUUUCUCUUUCUCACUAUCUCUAUAUUUCUUUACUCCUUCUCUCUCUACCUCUUUAUUUCUCACUAUCUCUCUUUACAUUUCUUUCUCUCUCUUUCUCUCUCUUCGACAGCCCUCUUUAAUUCCUAUCUAUCUAUCUAUCUAUCUAUCUCUUUUUUUAGGUUUCUGUCUAUCUCAGACAUUUUUAAGUAUCUUUCUCUCUUCUCUAUCUAUCGAUCGACCUAUCAGAGAAUUUUGUGUAGCUUUCUCUUUUUUACUCUCUAUCUCGGGAUUUUUUAGGUUGCAUAUAUGUUUCUUUUCUCCUUCUUUCUGUCUUUUUUAUGUAUGUAUGUAUGGAUCUAUGGAUCUAUCUAUCUAUCUAUCUAUCUAUCUAUCUAUCUAUCUAUCUAUCUAUCUAUCAUUAGCAGUUCAUAUGUAUCUGUUUUUAAAAAAAAGUCUUUCUCUCUCCCACUUUCUCUCCUCUCCCCCCUCUCUCUCUUUCUCUCUCCCACUUUCUCCCCUCUCCUCUCUCUCUCUUUCUCUCUCUGAGCGAAAAGAUUUCCUCUGUCUCUGGUCUGCUUCCUCCUCUCUUUUUUCUUUUUUUUUCACCCUUCUUUUUUACUCACUUCCUUUCUGUAUCUUUCUCGUUUCACUUCCACGUGUCUAUCUUUAUCCUCUCUUACUGAAAUCUCAUUCAUUUCUCUUUCUCCCUCUCUCUCUCUCGUCAUCUCUCUCACUUGCUCUAUCUAACUCACUCACUAUCACUCCACUCUCUCAUACUCACUCACACGCUCGCACUCUCUCUCAAUCUCUCCCACUCUCAGUUUCUCUCUCUCAUUCACUCUCACUCUCUCUGCUAUUCUCACGCCCAGUCCUCCUCUCUCGCUCUUACACACAUUCACUCACUCUGAUUCACUCUCAUUCUCUAUCACUAUCCCUCUUACAAUCAGUCUCUCUCUAUCUUUCACUCAGUCUCUCUCACUCCCACACUAUCUCACUCUCACACUCAGCAUUUCUCUCUCACAAACCCCUUUUGUCACACACUCUCUCUCACUCUAUCUCAUUCACUGAAUCUCUAUUGCUCACUCUCACUCUCAUCCCCAGUUUCUCUCUCACUCACUCACUCACUCACGCUCACUCACUGUCCUCACUCUUACCUUAA